This is a messenger RNA of Carya illinoinensis, 1456 nucleotides long. RefSeq lists its product as uncharacterized. The coding region runs from base 297 to 1199 and encodes 300 amino acids. The record is from RefSeq and is a predicted model, not a curated record. NCBI's taxonomy places the organism in Eukaryota, Viridiplantae, Streptophyta, Magnoliopsida, Fagales, Juglandaceae. The transcript has 5 exons.
AAAAAAGGAAAAGGAAAACAAAGUAGAGAAAGUUCCAGAUCGGGGGUACUUCGUCAUUUCACAGCGACCCCAUCUCUCUGCCUGAACUGAGAGCGAGAGAGAGCACAGUGCUUUUUUUAGAGGGUCUUGGGGACGAGGAGAAAGAGUGAAAGACAAAUCUCCCCACCUUCCCUGCUCCUAUUUCCAUCUCUCUCUCUCUCUGUUUGUGACUGUUGGGUUUGCAUUACUUUCUAAUUCGGGCAAGUGGUUGUUGCUGUUGGUGAAAGCAGAAGAACGAAGGGGAUAAGAAGCCAAGAAUGGAGAGGAGCACUCCGGUGAGGAAGCCACACACAUCCACCGCAGAUCUGCUCACUUGGUCCGAGAACCCUCCCACCGAUUCACCGGUUGUUGGCUCCGCCGUGCGCUCUCACCAGCCUUCGGAUGGGAUCAGUAAGGUGGUGUUUGGAGGUCAGGUGACGGAUGAGGAGGUCGAGAGCUUAAACAAACGGAAGCCUUGUUCAGGGUAUAAAAUGAAGGAGAUGACCGGUAGUGGCAUAUUUAAUGGAGAAAAGGAUGAGGAAGAAUCUGAGAGCGCCAAACCUACUCCAUCUAACAAAACGGGAAUACGCAUGUACCAGCAAGCGGUCGCAGGAAUUAGCCAUAUCUCAUUUGGUGAUGAAGAGAGUGUUUCUCCAAAAAAACCUACAACUCUGCCUGAGGUUGCAAAGCAGCGCGAGCUAAGUGGGACCCUGGAUAGUGAGGAUGCGAAGUUGAAGAAGCAGCUUUCUGAUGCGAAGUGCAAGGAGCUUUCUGGACAUGACAUCUUUGCACCCCCUCCUGAAAUUUUACCUCGACCGGUAACGGCUCGCAUAUUGGACUUGAAAGGAAGCAUAGAAAUAGGGGAACCUGCUUCUCAUAAUGUCAGCACAUCGGUCAAAGUUUCUAAUCCUCCUGGAGGUCAGAGCAGUAUUAUGUCCAAUGAGGAGCCUCUGGUCAAGACAGCCAAGAAAAUAUAUAACCAGAAAUUUGCCGAGCUGUCGGGAAAUGACAUAUUCAAAGGCGAUGUACUUCCAUCAUCCUCCGAGAAACCACUGAGUACAGCAAAAUUGCGAGAGAUAAGUGGCAACGACAUCUUUGCUGACGGGAAGGUAGAAUCUAGAGACUAUCUAGGUGGUGUACGCAAGCCCCCUGGCGGCGAGAGCAGCAUUGCGUUGGUUUAACUUGUUAGGUCUAACAUUGCUUGUUUUAUUGCUUGGGUGUUUGGUUUUGUCCUAGUCCUAGUGGGGAUGUGUUAUUAUAUAUUAUUUGACAUUUCAUUCUGGGGUCUUGGGAAUGGUCAUAGGUUUUUAGCAAAAGUCGACCAGAACUAUGGACUAUGUACUAAUUAAUUGGGGGUUUGUAUGUUCAUAAUCUCUCUCGUGCAUUUUGCUGCCUGUCUUAAGUGAAAGUGCUUGGGCUGUUGUUACCGGGAUAAAAA